AUGGCUACAAGACGAAAAGUAUUCACCACUUUUUCGGAAGAUCCCUGUCGCUGUUUCCCCAAAAACCGCUGGUCCGACUGGUGCGAGGCUCAGGACAGGGCCACUAGCAGGCCGGCAAAUUGGGCGCUCGGGCCACCGAACUCAGCAAAAAUUCGAUCACCCUCUAGGCCCCUGCAAUGGGAUUGUGUCAAUUUUCGGUGUUGGGGAAGGGACCUGCAGGGAUGUGUUCUAGGGUACUUCCACGGCGGGAGUUACUGUUUGAGUCUACGCACACGUCACCAGGGUCAGGUCGACUUUGGAUACAACGGAGUACUACAAAGAACAGACAUCAGUGUGGGGAAGCUACCGUGCUAUCGGACAGCACACGACCUCCAGGGCAUCCCGUUAUUCGGUAUCAUGGACAGCUGCACUGGAUGAGCCGAUGGUCAAGGACAUGGGCAAGUCUGGAACGAGAAAGGUAGGCAGGCGACGAAAAAAAACAUAUUAAAGAAGAAAAGAGGAAGAGAAGGCGCAUAGGCGCUAGAACAGCCACAGACGCCUGUUCUCUUGUGUAAGUGGUGAGACUUACUUCGUACUUGUCACUCUGAGGCCGGUGAAAUUGGAUUCCGCCUCGACAGCGCUAACCGCUCGAGACAUGGACUAAACCCAAUGUACCAUGUUACUCUGGCAAUCGCUAUAUUUACAUGCUUAAGCAAGGGACGAGCCCG
Messenger RNA from Pyricularia oryzae 70-15, 707 nucleotides. RefSeq lists its product as uncharacterized. The transcript has a single exon. Bases 1 to 417 code for a protein of 138 amino acids. NCBI's taxonomy places the organism in Eukaryota, Fungi, Ascomycota, Sordariomycetes, Magnaporthales, Pyriculariaceae. The record is from RefSeq and is a predicted model, not a curated record.